Messenger RNA from Rubroshorea leprosula, 2593 nucleotides. Lineage: Eukaryota; Viridiplantae; Streptophyta; Magnoliopsida; Malvales; Dipterocarpaceae. The record is from the annotation of a GenBank genome assembly.
ACGCGCCGUUGGAUCUGCGUGCGUCUACGUGUCAUUUCAUUUCGCCGGUUAGCUCACUAUUUUCCGGCGAGCAGCCGAGCACUAGGGUUUAGGAUUAUCUAUCCUUCCUUCUUCCCGAGAUGUCAAGACGGCGAAAUAAAUCCCAGAUAUUCCGACCGCCGGAAUCAUCUUAAUUUAUUGUUGUCGUUUUCUUAGUUGAAUUUUCCGAUUGAACUGAAUCGGAAAAAUGCCGCAAAACGAAGGUGUUUUGUUCACUUUCUCUUCCAUCAAGAUCCCCGUCUUCUUCCCAAAACCUUCCUUCUCGUGGAACCUAGCUUCGCAGUUAGCUAGAAAAUGUAACUCUCUAACUCAGCUCAUUAACUCAUUGGUAACUCGGGCUAAUGGCAGAAAACAUCCAAGCAUUCACUCAACCGGAUUGAACUCCCGACUGCUUUGCUCUGCUUCCCUGUCAUUGAACCUUCAGACCAGGUUGCCUCAGCCAGAAUCACAAACUUCUACGAGUCAGGCUGGCUACGCUGAGUCGACGCAGUCGGGGUCGGAGGUGUCUCCGAAGGGGCACUCUUCUAGUCGACAGGAGGAGAGGGUUCUGAUUAGUGAGGUUCUAGUUAGGAACAAGGAUGGUGAAGAGCUUGAGAGGAAGGACCUGGAAAUGCAGGCCCUGGCAGCGUUGAAAGCCUGCCGGGCUAACUCCGCACUCACAGUUCGCGAGGUUCAGGAGGACGUGCACAGGAUCAUUGAUAGCGGCUACUUCUACUCGUGUAUGCCCGUGGCUGUUGACACACGCGAUGGUAUCCGUUUGGUAUUUCAGGUAGAACCAAACCAGGAGUUUCACGGGCUAGUUUGUGAAGGAGCCAAUGUUCUUCCUUCAAAGUUUCUGGAGGAUUCUUUUCGUGAUGGAUAUGGAAAGGUAGUUAAUGUCAAGCGUUUGGAUGAAGCAAUAACUUCCAUCGAUGGAUGGUACAUGGAGCGUGGUCUUUUUGGCUUGGUUUCUCGGGUUGAGAUUCUUUCUGGAGGUAUUAUUAAGUUGCAAGUUUCAGAGGCGGAAGUAAAUAAUAUCUCCAUACGCUUCCUUGACAGAAAGACUGGUGAACCAACUAAUGGGAAGACCAAGCCUGAAACAAUACUUAGGCAGCUGACAACCAAAAAGGGGCAGGUUUACAGUAUGAUUCAGGGAAAAAGAGAUGUAGACACUGUGCUAACUAUGGGAAUCAUGGAAGAUGUUAGCAUCAUUCCCCAACCAUCAGGAGAUACUGGUAAGGUUGAUUUGAUAAUGAAUGUUGUUGAACGUCCAAGUGGAGGUUUUUCUGCUGGUGGUGGAAUAUCAAGUGGGAUUACAAGCGGCCCUUUAUCUGGACUGAUUGGCAGCUUUGCAUAUUCUCAUAGGAAUGUUUUUGGAAAAAACCAAAAACUUAAUAUUUCCUUGGAGAGGGGUCAAAUUGAUUCAAUAUUUCGCAUAAACUACAUAGACCCUUGGAUUGAAGGAGAUGACAAACGGACAUCUAGAACAAUAAUGGUUCAGAAUUCACAAACCCCUGGCACACUGGUGCAUGGAAACCAACGUGAAAAUGGCAGUCUAACUAUUGGCCGAGUAACAGCUGGUCUAGAAUUUAGUCAACCAGUCAGGCCAAAAUGGAGUGCAACUGCAGGACUCAUUUUUCAGCAUGCUGGGGUUCAUGAUGAGAAAGGCAAUCCAAUUAUUAAGGAUAUCUACAGCAACCCACUUACUGCAAGUGGUAAGACUCAUGAUGAUACAUUACUGCUUAAAUUUGAGACUGUAUAUACUGGUUCUGGUGACCAAGGAUCUUCAAUGUUUGUCUUUAACAUGGAACAAGGAAUUCCUGUUAUGCCCGAGUGGCUGUUUUUCAACAGGGUCAAUGCUCGUGGCAGAACAGGUGUAGAGAUAGGCCCUGCCUGUCUCCUCUUGAGUUUGUCUGGUGGUCACGUAGUGGGAAAUUUUUCUCCUCAUGAAGCAUUUGCUAUUGGUGGAACAAACAGUGUGAGAGGCUAUGAAGAAGGUGCUGUAGGCUCUGGUCGAUCUUAUGUAGUUGGCUCUGGUGAAGUUUCUUUCCCUGUGAGGGGCCCUGUGGAAGGUGUUAUAUUUGCAGAUUAUGGAAACGAUCUUGGGUCAGGUUCAACUGUGCCUGGUGAUCCUGCUGGGGCAAGGCUAAAGCCUGGGAGUGGAUAUGGAUAUGGGUUUGGCAUCAGAGUGGAUUCACCUUUAGGGCCAUUGCGUCUGGAAUAUGCAUUUAACGACCGGCAAGCAAAGAGGUUUCACUUUGGAGUUGGUUAUCGUAACUAAAGACCUUCUCUGCAUCUUUUUCGUUCUCAUAGGCCAUUUUGUUUCAUAAAUUGCAUGCACAGUUUUGUUGCUUUUUUUUUUUUAUCCUUUUGUAAAUUCCUGCCAUUUCCAGCAACUGUUUCUUUUCUUUGCUUGAUAAAUUUUUAUAUUUUAUCAUAAUUUCCUGAUAAAUUCUUUAUCACACAACUAGUUGCAAGUGCGUCCUUAAUUCAUCAGUUAAAUCUCAGAUUUCUUGUAUUGUUACUAUUCCACAUAAAAUGGCUAAUAUAGGAACAACAAAAGGAGUGAUAUCAU